Messenger RNA from Contarinia nasturtii (swede midge), 2192 nucleotides. RefSeq names its product protein zwilch (gene Zwilch). NCBI's taxonomy places the organism in Eukaryota, Metazoa, Arthropoda, Insecta, Diptera, Cecidomyiidae. The coding region runs from base 100 to 1992 and encodes 630 amino acids. The transcript has 11 exons. Gene Ontology annotation, cellular component: RZZ complex. Gene Ontology annotation, biological process: mitotic spindle assembly checkpoint signaling; protein localization to kinetochore. The record is from RefSeq and is a predicted model, not a curated record.
UUUGUUAUUCAAAACUUGUGCAUUAAAGAAAAGGUUUUUUUUUUGUUGUCAUCACAAACGAAGGGUGACUUAUUACUCCAUCAUAUUUAACACUUUAAAAUGGCCAAUUUUUACGCAAAAGUUCGACAAUUAAUAAAUGAUUGUGAUAUUUCUUAUAUUGAACCAUUGUCGUAUAUAAAACAUUUUACAACUGUCGAAAAUACCAAUGCAGCCACAUUGGAUAAGGUCAUUUUGCUGUAUAAACGAGGGCAAGUGUCAACACCACAAAAAAUCAAGAAAAUCAAAUCUCCUACUUAUACAGAUGAAUCGUACAUGCUAGACCUUACUGGAUCGCCGCUCAAAGACUCUUGCCAAUAUGACUUGCUGAACGAUUCUCUCGGCGAUGAAUUGGUUAAGAAAAAUGCAUGGAAAGAUGAAGACGAGAGAUUUCAUCCCAUUCCAAUGUGUGAAGCACAAUCAUACUUUAUCAAAAUUUUGUCCGAGUCUCCAAAGGAAAGUACGCCAAAAUGUUGGGCAAUUUGCAGUUCAAACGACGAUAAAACAAUGCUACUGUCAACACAAAGGAAGGAAAAUAAAUGGUGUCGCGGAAUAUUGACAUUCAAUGGUGUUAUUAACUUUGAGCCGAUCAACUUAAUGGAAUUACAAAAGCAGCAUGUAAAUUAUGUGGUAAAACAAUACGGACCCAUUGAAGGUAUGGUUGAUAAUUAUUAUCGCUUGGGUAAUGAUGCCAUGCUACAAGUAUCUCGACCAGUAAACGGUUCAACGACACAAUCAAUACUAAACGAUGAAAAGACCGCAUCGAAAAUGGUUUUACAUCAAUCGAUUCAGGUGAAUAAUCUGCAAUCGAUUGCAAAGAAAUUUUGGAUUCAAUUGGACAUUUUAAAUAACAUCAAACAAACGAUUGUAUCGUAUAAAGAAACAAAAGAUCCCGAAUGCUUGACCUUCAAGGGCCAUAGUGAUAUUGCGGAGAUUAAGCAGGAAAUCUAUGAUAUGCUCACGCAGCCCAUAUCGAUCGGUCUCACUGAUGAGGAUGAUGUGAAUAAUCAUAAGCCAAAUACGAGCAUCGAUAAAAUCGUCGAAAAUGCCAGCGUACGAGAAAGCGGUGAACUCACUGAUGCACUAUGGGAUGUACUGAGAGGAUGUUCAUCGUACAAUGCUUUAAAAGAAGCCAUCGAGUAUAUUUUCACAUCAGCCGCCAAAAUCAAUGUUGUGAAUAUGCCAUCAAAUCAAAGCAGAUUGGCUCAUUUAAUUCGAGAUGUAUCUGAUCAUCGCAUUGCAAUACCGAGAUUAAAUGGGACCGAACCGCUAGAACUCUUACUUGAAAUUGGAAUGGAAAAAUUAAACAAAGACUACGAGUACAUUUUUGUUGAAGGCAAACUAUGUUCAGCGGAAGAUUUGCGGGUCGAUAAAAAAUUGACACUGGCAAAUGGUGAUUUGAAUGUACGAAAGUCGCUAAAGACACAAUUUUCAACGAAUGGUACUUUAGGCGGUGGACCACCACGAAAGACAUUGAUGCACAAAAUGAAUGAAGAAAAUGUGGAUUUAAAUGAUUCGAAGGAGAAUGUCGGUUUCCAGAAUAGUAAAUUUAGUUUGCGAAAUAUUGAAGAAGAUUUGGCACGUUUCGGACGAAUUCAUUUAAUAUUGGAGCAUUUAAUCAUGAUUAAAUUGAAUUUAAAUCUUGAAAAUGUUUUUACAACAUUCCUCGAUGAUUUGCGUAAGCCAAUGGUGCCAUUUAAUGUGCUCAAAGAGAUGAUUACCGAUUUUCGUGAGAUUCCAGUGACAAAUACGAAAAUUUUAACAAAAAUCGACAGCAUACCGUAUCGUCAGCGUGUUUACCUAAAAUCACGUAAUCAAUUCAAGAUCAUUCGAAACACAUUUUAUUUUAGCGCUGAUCCGAUUUUCCCGCCGCACGUGUUUAAAUGCAUCGAAAACAACGAAACAAAAACCGAUAUCUAUUUCGCUCAUCAAUAUUUGGAAAUUGAAAAUGUCUGAGCGAUUGAGUUUGGGUCACAUUGAUUUUAACAGCCGUUUUAAGCAUAUCCCUAGUCUGAACCAUAUAACUGGCUUGCAUUUGUCAUCUAAUUGUCUAUGCAUAUUUGUCGCGCUCAUUCAUUUCUCUAUUAUUUGAAACGUAAUCGAAUUUUAAGUAAACGUAUAAAAUUGAAUAUUUUCAAUAAAUGUCAAUGCUAAGA